GUAAGAGGAAACCCUUAACUGCUCUGGCUCCACCAGCUUCACCCUUUUCUUUUCUGUGCAUUUUCACUCACACCCGUCGGGACGUGUGCACGCUCAGGACGAGAAUGGCAGCAUCAUCUGCACAGAGAGUUAACGGGCCCUGCAAAAUGUUGGCUUUGCUUCUCAUCGCCUCAGUCUUAAACGCUGGAGUCAAGGCACAGGAAGAGGAAGUUCUUGCAGCGACGGCGCCAGCUGUGGUAGCAGAUGCAUACGUACGAGGAGACAUGAUUCCAAGCGCAACUGAGGCUCCUGCUGAAGAGCCAGAGGAUCCACAAAUCCAGGUUUUCCCUUCUGUGGGACCUCUAAACCCGACUGAACAAAGUACAGCAGCACCAACAACAGCAACAGCUACAGUGGACGCAGGAGACAGUAAUGACAGCGGCCCUGCAGCUCCAGAGGAGUUCACAGUCGAGGUACAUACUGAGGCACCCAAAGUUGCGGAACCAGAAACCCCAGCACCUAUACCUUCAAGAGGCGAUGGUCCCAACAACAAACCACAGGUGGUACCGGAUGAUAUUGUUUGUGUCAGCAAAGAGGCGGUCCAGGACAAAAACGCAGUCAAUCUAAAACUCAAGGCCUCCUCCAACUGUGAAGACACCAAAAAGAAGAUUGCAAGUGUUCGGCAGGAGCUGUGUGGUGAAGACUGUAAGCUCGAUAUCUACCAGGAGGACAACUCAGAUGAAAUCAUUGUAUCUGGAAAAUAUGUGGAAGAUGAUGUGGCAGGCAUGGCCAACAAGUUUAACAAUGACAACAUCAAAGAUAAGACUGAUGUGGUGGAGGCUGUUCCUCGUUGGGGGAAGAACUCUAAGUUGGUCCUGGUUUCCCUGCUGCUGACUGGCCUGUUGCUGGCUGCACUGCUGGUAGCUGGUUAUUAUCUAAAGACCCAUCGCAAGAACUCCAAAGGAGUCAGACUGGCUGAAUCCUUCCAGGUGGAUGAGGAGAACCAGGCCAACACCCUGGUGUCUGUGGCUCCUCUACCCCAGGAGCCUGUCGACAAGCCGACCAUCAACGGUGAGUCUCCACCAGAAAAUGGGACCAGCCCUGCCCCCACCACUAAUGGACACUCUGCCACCCAGACCCCAGUGGCUGACACGGAGAUGUGAAUCUUGACACCUCAAACCUCCUGUUCUGCCCAUCACCCACUGGGACACACUACCCACAAGCCCCUCUGCUGCCUCAGAGACUGUCCACACACUGAGACAAAUUCAACAUGAAUCCAUCAAAUACUCCCCUCUUCCUCUGCUGCAUCUCUCGGGACGAUGAUGACAACAACAACAACAAUGGUUAUAAGAUAAUGACAAUGCCUGUAAUGUGAAAAGUUUGGGAUCACUGGCCUUUGCUGGUGUCAAGAGGAGCCUACACUCGCUGUGUUUGGGACUGAGACUGCUCAGCAGGGCACUGACUGGGAUUUGUUAGCUGCCCUGACUUCAGUCUAGUUGUAACAGUCAUUGUAGAAUCCCCAAAUAAUGCCAAAUAUGUUCUGUUGAUUCCCAACGGAGAAGAAGCGUAAGCUCUAUUAUUUCAAUCCACGAUUGUGGUGCAAUGAAACCAAUGAAACCAGGCAGUUGAAAAAAGACCAGCUUUUAUACUGUUUUUAAAAGGACUGACACUCACUGCUUGAGAGUUUUCUUUUUCUAUUGGAUUCAGAAAAUGUUUGUUUUCGUAGCCUUCAUCUUUUUGCCUUAACUUGUUCAGACCUAUAAAGUGUGAGACUGGCCAAAAAAGAAGUGAAUGAAACCCAGCCAACACUGUAUAUGGGGCCCAUGUGGGUAGUAAACGGGUUGAAAAAUGGGCCAUAUAUUGGACUGUCCACAAGUUCCAUAAUGGCACCAUGCCAAUUGCCCACAUGGAUGGGUUUACCCAUGGGCCCCUGAUAAGAUGCCCUUUAGGCUUUGGUGGUAUCCAUUUUUUCGUGCCUUCAUACCUUCCUAAAAUUUCACUGGGGUAUAUGGUAUAUGACGGUAAAAGUGUGCGGCGCUAAGUCCACUGUUUCAACAAUCAGCAGCUCUGGUCUGGUCAAAAUAAAUCCUUAAUUCACCAAGUACAAUUUUAAAAACAUACCGUUAUUCCCCACGGUCUCUGCUGUUGCUUAACGGCUGUUUAUAGUCACGUGACUUAUCUAUCUACCACAAGGUGUUGCUCUGUCUUUCAGCUCAGCUGCCUGUUCCAUCAGUAGAGAAAAGAGACUAAGCUCUGCUGGUGCAUGCUGCGCACUAGAUAUAAUGAUUUUAAUAGAAAACAGACUGCCUCUAUUUAUGAUAGUACAUAUCUUCCAAAUACCCGGGUACAACGUAUGCCAUGAUACCUAGCCUAAUGCUCAUUUUGGGCCCAUACCCAGUUGGUACCCAGUUAGCCCUAGCAUAACCAAUGUAGGGCCCUCUUUGGUAAAGCCACUCAUGUGAGCAACUGCCAUUGGGCCAUUAUGGAACCCAUGGACAACCAAAAAUAUUGUCCCAUUUUCAACUCAAACAGGUCCCACAGACAAAUGUUGGCUGGGAAAGAAAUCCAAUUUACUUAAAGUUAGCUAUAUUUUCUCAAAGAUUGUCAAAAAGUUGCCAUAUUUGUAUAAUUAUUGCUUGUUACCAUUGUUAAAAUUCUGCAUAAAAACCAAAGACCAGAUUAUAUGGCAGUAGCACCGUCCAAAAUAGAUUGAUAAGGUAGAAAGUAGCAACAUGUUCUUUGGUUUUUACUGAAGAAUGCAAUAAUGCUACCAAGUUAUUAGAGCUGGUAUCAUUUAAAAAAUAAGAUACCAGUACCAAUACCUGUACCCUAAAAGUGAUACCGAUACCUUUUUUCAGGCAUUCAGGUGCAUAAAUACCAGACGCCACAAGCCUGUAGUAUAGCAGUACUUCACAAUGUUUUGGUGGUAGUACACUGCACUCAUCUUCACCACACCAGACUGGGUUGUAGCUGCUGUGGCCAUGGGCCAAUUGCACGCAGCAUUAAAUCAAAGAAUGCUUGUGGUGGUUGGCUGCAGAAAAAAAACAUACAAAAAGUCUUAUUUUCUAUAUACAAAAAGGUUCAAAUGCAGGUACUAUUUGACUAGCGAAGUUCCAAUACUACUUGGUACUGUUAUUUCAGUAGACCCCUUAAAAGUAUCGAGUACCCAGCCCUACAAACUUUCAUAACAUGGGAAUAUCAUCUGAAAACUAUUGGUAUUUGCCUCAGUGCUUUGGACUGAGCAUUAUGAACAACUAAACCUUGACAACCACUGACCUUUGGUCAAAAUUGGGAUAGGUUGCUAACUAUAUUUCUAUUUCUUUUUUUUUUUGAUAGCCUGGUGAUUUUCAUGAUGACAU
Messenger RNA from Plectropomus leopardus (leopard coralgrouper), 3338 nucleotides. RefSeq names its product hematopoietic progenitor cell antigen CD34. Gene Ontology annotation, cellular component: membrane. Gene Ontology annotation, biological process: cell adhesion. Lineage: Eukaryota; Metazoa; Chordata; Actinopteri; Perciformes; Serranidae. The record is from RefSeq and is a predicted model, not a curated record.